AUGGGUGCCCUUUCCAUGCUAGUCUUGCUGCUGACCCACCCGGUGGAGUUUCGCACACUGGUCCAAUACAAGCUCUGGCAUGAACCAAACCGCGACCUGACCGCGCCCAGUGAGCAUGCGCAUUCCGGAUGGAAUCGAAAGUCAAUGCGCAGGUGCUGGGAGUUUUUGGACCUGACCAGUAGAAGUUUUGCGGCAGUAAUCAAAGAAGUAGAGGGUGACUUGGCGAGAGCAAUAUGUCUCUUCUACCUCGUUCUCCGAGCACUCGACACUAUUGAGGACGACAUGACUCUUCCAGACGAAAAGAAACAACCUGUCCUCCGAAAUUUCCACAAGUAUGCGGUGACACCUGGCUGGACAUUUACGGAAAAUGGCCCGAAUGAGAAGGAUAGACAGUUGCUUGUCGAAUAUGAUGUUGUCAGCGAAGAGUUGAACCUCCUGGAUAAAAGAUACCUCGACGUCAUUCUUAACAUCGCGGAAAAGAUGGAAACUGGCAUGGCUGACUACGCGCACAAAGCGGCUACGACGGGGGAAAUAUAUGUGGAGAAAGUUUCCGACUACAAUCUCUACUGCCAUUAUGUCGCAGGCCUCGUUGGUGAGGGUUUGAGCCAACUCUUCUCUGCCUCUGGGAAGGAAGUGCCAUGGCUUGGCGAACAGCUCGAACUUGCGAAUUCCAUGGGACUCAUGCUCCAGAAGACGAACAUCAUUCGUGAUUUCCGCGAAGACAUGGAUGAUCGCCGCUACUUCUGGCCCCGGGAGAUCUGGGGCUCCGAAGCACUCGGAAAGGCAGUCGACCAGCCGGCUUUCACGAAUGUUGAGCAAAUGUGCGACCCAAUCAACCAGCGGCAGGCGUUAUGGGUACAGAGUGCUAUGGUGGCAGAUGUGUUGGGACACGCAGUUGACUCACUCGACUACCUCCGUCUGCUCAAGCAGCAGACUGUAUUCAACUUCUGCGCCAUUCCUCAAACAAUGGCAAUUUCGACGCUAUGUCUAUGCUUCAUGAAUUACGAAAUGUUCCAAAAGCAUAUCAAGAUCCGUAGGGCAGAAGCUGCAUCAUUGAUUAUGCGCUCUACAAACCCUCGGGAUGUCGCCUACAUCUUCCGUGAUUAUGCACGCAAGAUUCACCGCAAGGCCACACCCGAGGAUCCUAGCUACAUCAAAAUUUCUGUCGCGUGCGCAAAGAUUGAUCAGUGGUGUGAGCAACACUAUCCGUCCUUCGUGAGCAUAUCAACAUCUCCCAGCGGCAACGCACAGCAAAUAUUUGACCGAUCCGACGCCCGCACGAAAGUGGUUGAACUCACCGAGAAGCGCGAACGCGAGAUUGCUUUGGAGAAGCGGUUGGCGUCCACAGGCCCAGUCAAACCGCAACCUUUGGGCGAGGGUCAAAACGACUUCAAGGAGAUCUUAUUUUAUGUGUCCAUUGCGUUCGUGUUGGUGAUAGCAGUCGGGUUGGGUGGAGCCUGGCUACUCAUGCAGAUCUAUGCGUAG
Messenger RNA from Fibroporia radiculosa, 1485 nucleotides. RefSeq lists its product as uncharacterized. Gene Ontology annotation, cellular component: endoplasmic reticulum membrane. The coding region runs from base 1 to 1485 and encodes 494 amino acids. NCBI's taxonomy places the organism in Eukaryota, Fungi, Basidiomycota, Agaricomycetes, Polyporales, Fibroporiaceae. Gene Ontology annotation, biological process: farnesyl diphosphate metabolic process; ergosterol biosynthetic process. Gene Ontology annotation, molecular function: squalene synthase [NAD(P)H] activity. The transcript has 5 exons. The record is from RefSeq and is a predicted model, not a curated record.